This is a messenger RNA of Acinonyx jubatus (cheetah), 826 nucleotides long. RefSeq names its product 6-pyruvoyltetrahydropterin synthase (gene PTS). Gene Ontology annotation, cellular component: mitochondrion. Gene Ontology annotation, biological process: tetrahydrobiopterin biosynthetic process. The record is from RefSeq and is a predicted model, not a curated record. Gene Ontology annotation, molecular function: 6-pyruvoyltetrahydropterin synthase activity. Bases 69 to 512 code for a protein of 147 amino acids. NCBI's taxonomy places the organism in Eukaryota, Metazoa, Chordata, Mammalia, Carnivora, Felidae. The transcript has 6 exons.
GCACUGCGCAGCCGCGGAACGCUCGGCCUAUCCCCGCCCCGCGGCGAACCGAACCGGGAGGCAAGGCGAUGAGCGCGGCUGGCGCGGGCGUGGGCGGUCGCCGCUGGGCGCGACUGUCCCGCCUCGUCUCCUUCAGCGCGACCCACCGGCUCCACAGCAAAUGUCUGAGUAACGAAGAAAACUUGAAACUGUAUGGGAAAUGCAACAAUCCAAAUGGCCAUGGGCACAAUUAUAAAGUUGUGGUGACAGUUCAUGGAGAGAUUGAUCCUGUUACAGGCAUGGUUAUGAAUAUGACCGACCUCAAAGAGUACAUGGAGGAGGCAAUUAUGAAGCCCCUUGAUCAUAAGAAUCUGGAUCUAGAUGUGCCAUACUUUGCAGAUACUGUAAGCACGACAGAAAAUGUAGCGGUAUAUAUCUGGGAAAACCUCCAGAAAUUUCUUCCUAUGGGAGUUCUUUAUAAAGUAAAAGUAUAUGAAACUGACAAUAAUGUUGUCGUCUAUAAAGGAGAGUAGCUUUUAGGGGUUCAUACUGUAGAAAGAUUAAUUUCUUUCCACAUUUGAAAAAGGUCUUUAUCCUCUUGGACUAUUAAAAAGUCAUCACAGAAUUGCUAGAGCUUCACCUUGUGUUCUGGUGCCUAAUUUAUUGAAAUCAUUGUGUGUAAGACCUGUUGUGUAUUCAAAUAUAUUUUAAAACAAAAUUGGUUAAAGACAUUCUGAGUGUCAUUUAGAGAAUCCUUUAUCUAUAGAUUAAAAAUCACUUCAUUUUCAGUAAAAUGUUAUGGUGUGGAAUUUAAAAGCAAAAUAAAUCAAUUUUUGUUUUUCCAUUA